This is a messenger RNA of Trichomonas vaginalis G3, 1053 nucleotides long. RefSeq lists its product as uncharacterized. Lineage: Eukaryota; Parabasalia; Trichomonadida; Trichomonadidae. The coding region runs from base 1 to 1053 and encodes 350 amino acids. The transcript has a single exon. The record is from RefSeq and is a predicted model, not a curated record.
AUGAAAAUCCCUCUCCUUUUGUCGAUUAAAACUCCUGCUCCUGAAGAAUUGAAUUUAAUGCCACUCCAGUUCUUUACUGGCAUCUGUUUCCCUGAAUUCCAGAUCUUUAUAUGCAGGAACCAGAUAACACAGAUCAAAAAACUCAUUGAAGACAAAAAUAUCUCAAAUGAUAUUUCCAACCUUUCGUUUAACGAUGACUGUUUGCUGCCCGUUGAGUCCCAGAACAUCAUACUAAACUCCAUACAGAGCCAUGGCCAGUCAAACAAAGAAAAAGAAUAUAAAAAUCAUUUGGUCGGUCAAUUAAUCGAGAUCCGGAAGAAAACAAUGGAAGAAAAGAAGAAUUCCGAGCAAUUGAAGAAGACCCGAAAGGUUUCCUACACAAAAAACCAGAAUGAACUGAUGAGACUCAAAAAAGAACUCUUUGGAUCAUUUGACGUCUACAAGAACGAAAAUACGCAGCUUGACAUGCAGAUAGAACACUACAAAAUGCAGAUAGAAGCCUACAAAAAGUCAAUUGAGAACAAAAAGAGUUUAAUUGAGAAUUUGAAGCAGCAAAUAUGUGCAAUAAAGGGUGUAAAAGAGCUAAAAACACCUGUUCUCCCUGAAAGAAAGCCUUUCAACCAGAAAUUCACUGCAAAAAUUUCAGAAUUUCGGUUUUUUGAUGAGAAUUCAACUGAAAUCCCUGAAAGUAGUGAUAUCCCAACAUCUCCUGAACUUGUCGAUGAAGUAAUUGUUGAAAUUCCUCAUGCCCAACAGCAAAUUCCUGAAAUUAAACAAGAAAUUGAGGAAAUGGUUGAAACUCCAGCAUCUUUAAGGAAUUUGAUUGGAGAUAAAUGGCCUUUGUCACUCCAGAAUUCGAUUUCCAACUCAUUGAAACAGAUAACAAGUUCAGAUUCAGUCAAAGCAAUGCGUGUCUUGAAGGAUGCAUCGCCUGACUCUUUGUCCAGAAUAAAGAAUCUCCUUUCUGGCGGAAAAGUUGACUCCGGAGAAGCUCUCAUACAAAAUGAUGUAAUGAGAAGAAUUACUGUAAUUAAAGAAAUGUUUGAUGAAUAA